GCGCUGUCAGGCCCCUGUGUGUGAAGGAUGGGGAAGAACCCUGAGCCCAAUCCCGGGGCCCCCACCUCACUUCCUGAUACAUGAGGAAAUGGAUGAACAGAAGAUCUUAGAAGUCAUCAACAAGAUGAUGGAGCUGCUGACUGGAGAGGUUCCUAUAAGGUGUCAGGACGUGGCGGUCUAUUUCUCCAUGGAGGAGUGGGAGUAUGUAGAAGGACACAAGGAUCAGUACAAGGAUCAGGUCAUGAUGGAGGAUCAGCAGCCCCUCACAUCACCAGUCAGAUCCAGUAAGAGAACAGUACCAGAGAGGUGUCCCCGUCCUCUUCUUCCACAGGAUAAUCAGGGUGAAGAUCUGAACAAUAUUAAUGCUCCAGAGACAGAUGUAAGCAGUGAUGAGCAGUGUAAGAAGGACAUUCCUACAGAGAAAGAUCUGAUCUAUAUUAAUGCUACAGACAUAAAGGAAGAAGAGACAGAUGUGAGCGAUGAUGAGCAGUAUAAGGAAUACAUUCCUACAGGGAAAUAUCUGAUCUAUAGUAAUACUACAGACUUAAGGGAAGAAGAAGAGACAGAUAGGAGCAGUGAUAAGCAGUAUAAGGACAUCAUUUCAACAGGGAAAGAUCUGAUUUAUAGUAAUACUACAGACCUAAGAGAAGAAGAGACAUACGUGAGCGGUGAUGAGCAGUGUAAGGAGGACAUUCCUACAGGAAAAGUUCAAAUCUAUAGUAAUACUACAGACUUAAGGGAAGAAGAAGAAGAGACAGAUAGGAUCAGUGAUAAGCAGUAUAAGGACAACAUUUCAACAGGGAAAGAUCUAAUCUAUGGUAAUAAUACAGAAUUAAGGGAAGAAGAAGAGACAGAUGUGAGUGGUGAUGAUCAGUAUAAGGAGGACAUUCCUACAAGGAAAGAUCUGAUCUAUAUUAAAGCUACAGACAAAAAGGAAGAAGAAGAGACAGAUGUGAGCAGUGAUGAGCAGUAUAAGGAGGACCUUCCUACAGGUAACCACCCAGAUUCUUGUCCCAGGAGAUCAGAGGAGAAUCUUAUAUCUUCAGAUUAUAAAGCAGAUGAUGAUAUCACACAAGAUACAUAUGAAGAACAUUCCAUUAUCCCAGAUACACCCUCAGCCCUUCACAGCCAAGAUCUGUCAUCUCAUCCUUAUAUACAGGUCCUGUCUUCUCAGUCAUCACUGGAUGUUCAGCAAAAGAAAGGUCACAGAAGGGGUGUUGGACAUCAACGAGCUCAUACAGGAAAGAAAUCAUAUUCAUGCUCAGAAUGUGGGAAAUGUUUUACUUUUAAAUCAAGUCUUGUUACACAUCAAAGAACUCACACAGGAGAGAAGCCAUUUUCAUGUUCAGAAUGUGGAAAAUGUUUUACUGUGAAGCCACAUCUUGUUAAACAUAAAAGAACUCACACAGGGGAGAAACCAUUUUCAUGUGCAGAAUGUGGGAAAUGUUUUUCCCAAAAAUCAAGUCUUGCUAAACAUGAAAUAACUCACACAGAGGUGAAGCCAUUUUCAUGUUCAGAAUGUGGAAAAUGUUUUACUGUGAAGUCAUAUCUUGUUAAACAUCAAAGAACUCACACAGGGGAGAAACCAUUUUCAUGUGCAGAAUGUGGGAAAUGUUUCUCUCAAAAAUCAAUUCUUGUUCAACAUGAAAGAACUCACACAGAGGAGAAACCAUUUUCAUGUUUAGAAUGUGGGAAAUGUUUCUCUCAAAAAUCAAAUCUUUUUCAACAUGAAAGAAUUCACACAGGAGAGAAGCCAUUUUCAUGUUCAGAAUGUGGAAAAUGUUUUAAUGUGAAAUCAAGUCUUGUUAAACAUCAAAGAACUCACACAGGGGAGAAGCCGUUUUCAUGCUCAGAAUGUGGAAAAUGUUUUACUGAGAAAUCAAGUCUUGUUAAACAUCAAAGAACUCACACAGGGGAGAAGCCAUUUUCAUGCUCAGAAUGUGGGAAAUGUUUUACUAAGAAAUUACAUCUUGUUCAACAUAAAAGAACUCACACAGGGGAGAAUCAAUUUUCAUGUUCAGAAUGUAGAAAGUGUUUUAAUGUGAAAUCAAGUCUUGUUAGACAUCAAAGAACUCACACAGGGGAGAAGCCAUUUUCAUGUUUAGAAUGUGGGAAAUGUUUUGCUCUGAAAUCACAUCUUCUUAGACAUCUAAGAAUUCACACAGGAGAGAAGCCAUUUUCAUGUUUAGAAUGUGGGAAAUGUUUUGCUCUGAAAUCACAUCUUCUUAGACAUCUAAGAAUUCACACAGGAGAGAAGCCAAUUCAGAGCAAUAAAUGAUGCAGAUAUCACAUCUAUAUAUUAUCCACGUACAUAGGAUAUCUGACAUUUAUACAUAUAUCAUAUACUGCAUCUCCAAACUUGUU
Molecule: messenger RNA, 2364 nt
Organism: Hyla sarda
Lineage: Eukaryota; Metazoa; Chordata; Amphibia; Anura; Hylidae
Product: zinc finger protein 436-like
Exons: 5
Coding region: 89-2278 (729 amino acids)
Biological process (GO): regulation of transcription by RNA polymerase II
Cellular component (GO): nucleus
Molecular function (GO): RNA polymerase II cis-regulatory region sequence-specific DNA binding; DNA-binding transcription activator activity, RNA polymerase II-specific
Source: RefSeq, a predicted model, not a curated record